AUGAUGAUGAGAUGGCCCAUCUCCUCCAACUUUGCAGCGGCCAGUUUUCUGGUGAUGGUGUCACUUUUGAUACUCGCAGCAAAUGCCAUCAACUUGCCAGAUGACGCAGCAGAACUUAUAGUUGCUGAACAGGACCUAUCGACCUUUUUGGCUGAGGAAGAAUAUCUUCUGCCAUUGCAGGACGAACGAGACCUUGAAAGUGGGCAAAGCAUUGGGGAACGAUGUGGAAACAAUAGUCCCUGCCAGGAUGGGUUACAGUGUAUUCCCAUCACUGUUGGGAGCCGCUGUGUUCCUGUUGAAUGUUUGUCAGCCGAGUACAACGGCACGUUAGGUGCUCUUGAUAUGGCUGCCUACAAGGAUCUCGUCUAUGAAGAAGCCGGAAUCACGGAACAGCAAUUUGUUGAAUCCCUUCGAGACGCCGAUAAUCCAAAAUCCUUUGUUGACUCGGAUGUCUUUCGGGCAUUCUCGCGGGCUAUUCAAAACAACACUGAACCUCUGGAUGCCAUGGAAGAGCUGCACAGACUUUGCAGUGCUCCACGACAAACAGCGACUGACAUAAUCUACUUUGGAGCCAAUAUAGAAGGAGGCGUCAUUGUUGACUUCAACUUGCAAUUUCUAUUUACCAUACGAGAUGGCGUGUUAGGUAUGUUCAUUCGAACCUGCUUGGGGGCCGGACCCGAACUUGGCUUUGAUGUUUCCUUUAUUUUUGGUGUUGCGGUCGGGACGACCACCACCACAGACUUGACCUGCUUUUCAUAUUGGAUUGACGUGGACUUGGCCCUUGGCAUUGGCGGCGGUGCUGCCAUUGGAAGUGGAUUCAAUCAAAUCUUUCAGUACGAAUUCACUGCUGGUUUUGGCUUGGGAGGUGGUGGAGGAACCAGUAUUUGCAGUGGUUGGGUCAUUAUUGGAGCAGGAGGCACCUGA
This is a messenger RNA of Seminavis robusta, 924 nucleotides long. Lineage: Eukaryota; Bacillariophyta; Bacillariophyceae; Naviculales; Naviculaceae. The record is from the annotation of a GenBank genome assembly.